Molecule: messenger RNA, 3761 nt
Organism: Cicer arietinum (chickpea)
Lineage: Eukaryota; Viridiplantae; Streptophyta; Magnoliopsida; Fabales; Fabaceae
Product: golgin candidate 5
Source: RefSeq, a predicted model, not a curated record
AAACGACAGCGUUGCACUCGUCACCAAAGUGUGAGGAAGAAAACAAUUAGAAGAGCGUUGUAGGAACAAAGAUCCACCAUCUCUCGCAUAGUAAUAGUUUUUGCAGAGCUCAUCAAAUCGAACCUCCAUUCCCGCUUUUCCCAAAUACGCCACUCUCUUUUUCUCUUAUAAACCGCACACGCAACCCUAAAAUCAUCAUCAUAUUAUUAUUGUAUUUUACACGAUUUUCACCGAUAAUCUUCCUUUUUUUUUUCCAUUUUCAAUGAUUCAUUUAUAGGUGAAACUUUUUAAAUUAAGUUGAAGCUCAACCAUUUGAAUAACCAUGAUCUGAUUCCUCGAUCCUACGCAUUCGUUAAGGUUUUGAGAUGGCAUGGUUUAAUGCGAAAAAUGCAUGGGGGAACUUCCCUGAUUUGGCGGGAGCCGUGAAUAAGCUUCAGGAGAGUGUGAAGAGUAUUGAGAAGAAUUUUGAUACUGCUCUUGGAUUUGAAGAAAAAGGGGAAUCUAGUAAUGAAGCUUCAGGAUCAUGGCCUAUACCUACUGACGGGAAAGCACUAUUUAAUCCUGUCUUGGCCCUUAUAGGGAACAAAAGUGAGGAAGAUAGUGAAGAAACAUCUGAAAACGUUGAAUCCUCUCAGCAAGAAUCUGAAACUAAGAGGUCAGUGGAAAAACCUGAGUCUCUGGAUCAUAUUCCUGUGGGUGAGGGAAAAGAAGUCUCUGAAGCUGAUAAAACAGAUGACGUGGAAGCUGAAGAAACCACGGUUCAAGAAGAAAAUAAAGUGCACGAGGACGAAGAAGAGGCUGACCAUACAGAGUCAGUAGAUAGAACAACUGCACAGGAUUUGGACCAUGGAAAGGAUGACCACCAGUUACCGGAGAUGCCUGUUGAAUUGCCUGAAUCCCCCGUUCAGAAGUCUGAGAAUUCAGAUUCCAUUAGCCAUCCUCAAGAGAAAGAAAUUGCUGAAGUGGGAAGCUUGGAAAGUCCAACGAUGAUGCAACCCAUAUUUUCUAAUCUUGGAGAUGAUGUAGUUGAGGGUAGUAUCAGUAAGCCCAGUGAGUCUCAUGGUACUAGUGAUGUGCAUGAGACUAAUGAAAUUGAGACAAAAGAGGAGAGUAAAGAAGAAGAGAGGGUACAAGCAGUGGAAAAUGUAGAGAUAAUUUCUUCUGUACAACCUGAGGCAUCAGACAAUACUGAGAAAAGAGACGAUACGGACACUUCUGUUCUACAUUCUGUGGCUUUUGAAGAAACCAACAGCACUGACCAAUCAUAUAAUGAACAACCACCCAGUGCUACUCCAAAUGAAUCUUCUGAGGUGGUAUCUGAUUUGGUUUCGCAUGACAAUGAAACAACUGUUAAAGAAAAUGAAAGGGACCAUCUUGCAAAUAAUAUUGAAACUGACAUAAAAGAGCAGCAUUUGAGUUCUGUAAAAAAUAUGUAUGACUCAAAUUCCAUAGUUGAGCUGGAGAGGGUGAAGAGGGAGAUGAAAAUGAUGGAGGCAGCAUUACAAGGUGCUGCUAGACAAGCACAGGCUAAAGCUGAUGAAAUAGCAAAAUUUAUGAAUGAGAACGAACAAUUGAAAGCUUUGGUUGAAGAUUUAAAGAGAAAAUCCAAUGAAGCUGAAGUUGAGUCUUUGCGAGAGGAAUACCAUCAGAGGGUUUCAAUUCUUGAGAGAAAGGUUUAUGCUCUCACCAAGGAAAGGGAUACGCUUCGCCGGGAGCAGAAUAAAAAAAGUGAUGCAGCUGCUCUGUUGAAGGAAAAGGAUGAAAUAAUUACUCAAGUUAUGGCAGAAGGUGAAGAGCUUUCCAAAAAGCAGGCUGCUCAAGAAUCUACAAUAAGGAAACUUAGGGCUCAGAUUAGAGAUCUUGAGGAGGAGAAAAAAGGUUUGACUACUAAACUUCAGGUAGAGGAGAAUAAGGUAGAAAGUAUCAAGAGAGACAAAACAGCUACAGAGAAGGUGUUGCAAGAAACAAUAGAAAAACAUCAAAAUGAACUUGCAGCACAGAAAGAGUAUUACACUAAUGCUUUGGCUGCUGCUAAGGAGGCUGAAGCAUUAGCAGAGGCUCGAGCAAACAAUGAAGCAAGAACUGAGCUAGAGAGUCGUCUAAGAGAAGCCGAGGAACGUGAAUCCAUGCUAGUCCAGACACUUGAAGAGUUGAGACAAACUCUAAGUAGAAAGGAACAGCAGGCUGUAUUCAAAGAAGACAUGCUUCACAGAGACAUUGAGGAUCUUCAAAAACGCUAUCAGGCAAGUGAAAGACGGUGUGAAGAACUGAUUACACAAGUUCCAGAAUCUACAAGGCCUCUUUUAAGGCAAAUUGAAGCCAUGCAGGAAACAAAUGCCAGAAGAGCUGAAGCUUGGGCUGCAGUUGAAAGAUCUCUCAAUUCUCGACUUCAGGAAGCUGAGGCUAAAGUUGCAACUGCCGAGGAAAGAGAGCGAUCUGUGAAUGACCGCUUAUCUCAAACCUUGUCUCGAAUUAAUGUUCUUGAGGCCCAGAUUUCAUGUCUUAGGGCAGAACAGACUCAAUUAAGUAAGACCCUUGAAAAGGAGAGACAAAGAGCAGCUGAAAGUAGGCAGGAAUAUCUUGCUGCAAAGGAGGAAGCUGACACUCAAGAAGGUCGUGCGAGACAGCUUGAGGAAGAGAUUAGAGACGUAAGACAGAAACACAAGCAAGAGUUGCAUGAGGCAUUGAUGCACAGGGAGCUUCUUCAGCAGGAAAUAGAAAAAGAAAAGGCUGCUCGAUCAGAUCUGGAGAGGACCGUUCGUGUUCAUUCUGUGCCAUCAUCAGAUCAAACUCCCAAAACAAAGCAUAAUUCUGCUUUUGAGAAUGGGAAUCUGUCCCGUAAAAUCUCUAGUGCAAGCUCCCUUGGAAGCAUGGAAGAAAGCUAUUUUCUUCAAGCAUCACUGGAUUCAUCUGACAGUUUUUCUGAACGGAGAAACCCAGGAGAACUAAGCAUGAGUCCUUACUAUAUGAAGAGCAUGACACCCAGUUCUUUUGAGGCUGCACUUCGUCAGAAGGAGGGUGAACUUGCUUCAUAUAUGUCGCGCUUGGCAUCACUGGAAUCUAUUCGUGAUUCUCUUGCUGAAGAGUUGGUCAAAAUGACAGCACAGUGUGAAAAGUUGCGUGGAGAGGCUGCUGUGCUCCCUGGCUUAAGAUCAGAACUAGAAGCAUUGAGGAGGAGGCACUCUGCUGCUUUGGAGUUGAUGGGGGAACGUGAUGAAGAGCUGGAGGAACUUCGUGCGGAUAUCGUUGAUUUAAAGGAAAUGUACAGAGAACAAGUCAACUUACUUGUCAAUAAGAUCCAGAUAAUGAGUUCAUCAAUGAGUAACACCUAAUAUAGCCGAAGAAGGGACUCGGGAACGGAAAGGUUAGUAGUGUCUAGCAACCAUUUUGUGAGGACCAUGUCUGUUAGCUGUGUAUGAUGUCAAUUUUCACAGUAACAGUACAUAGGAGAUUCGUGGCUUUAGUCUCUGGAGAAUGACUCCUUUCAGGUCUUCAAGGAGGAUUUAUAUUUUGUUUGUCUGAGCAACAUAUAUUGAUUGUCUCCAUUGCUAAAUAUGAUUUGUAUUAUGACUUGGGGAAUGUUGUAUAGUCCAUGAGAAUCUUCUUACUGAGAUAUAGGGAUUCUUUCGAGUGUGUGAUGAUACAAAUAAACAAAAUAUAUAUUUCCUUUGAACCUGUGACCAUGUUAAGUUUUCUUUCUUUUUCCUGGGACCCCUUUUUCCAUGCAAAUCCGUUAGAUAAAUAUUUGAUUUCUUUGUAAA